CGCUCUAUGUGUGUGUGUGCGGCAAGCAAAUAAAUGCUUUUGCAACGCUUUUUUAGCCAUUUUAUCUCGAGUCGAAAUACUGUAAAAAAUUGUAAAAUGGAUUUACGUUUCGUAUUCAUCGUUAUACUGCUGAAGUGGACCUAUGCACAAGGUUCACAUCCGCCGCGAAUAGUGGAACAUCCCAUAGACACGACCGUGCCGCGACACGAACCUGCAACGCUUAAUUGCAAGGCAGAGGGCUCGCCCACGCCCACAAUUCAAUGGUACAAGGAUGGCGUACCACUCAAGAUACUGCCCGGAUCGCAUCGCAUCACCCUGCCGGCGGGUGGAUUGUUUUUCCUCAAGGUUGUCAAUUCACGUCGCGAAACAGAUGCUGGCAUCUACUGGUGCGAGGCGAAGAACGAACUGGGCGUGGCACGGAGUCGCAAUGCCACGCUGCAAGUGGCGGUGCUGCGCGAUGAGUUUCGCCUGGAGCCGCAGAACACGCGCAUCGCACAGGGUGACACAGCGCUGCUGGAGUGUGCAGCGCCGAGGGGCAUACCGGAACCGACGGUCACGUGGAAGAAGGGCGGCCAGAAAUUGGAUUUGGAGGGCACGAAGCGUAUACGCAUCGUUGAUGGCGGCAAUUUGGCCAUACAGGAUGCACGUCAAAGUGACGAGGGUCAAUACCAGUGCAUUGCCAAGAAUCCUGUCGGUGUGCGCGAAUCAUCCCUAGCCACGCUCAAAGUACAUGUUAAGCCCUACAUCAUACGCGGACCACAUGAUCAAACGGUGCUCGAAGGCGCCUCCGUCACCUUUCCCUGCCGCGUGGGCGGGGAUCCCAUGCCGGAUGUGCUCUGGCUGCGCACAGCCUCCGGCGGCAACAUGCCCCUCGACCGUGUCAGCGUGCUGGAGGAUCGCAGCCUGCGCCUGGAGCGCGUUACGAUUGCGGACGAGGGCGAAUACAGCUGCGAGGCAGAUAACGUUGUGGGCGCCAUUACAGCAAUGGGCACACUGACGGUGUUUGCACCCCCGAAAUUCAUACAACGACCCGCGAGCAAAUCGGUUGAGCUCGGAGCGGAUACCUCGUUUGAGUGCCGUGCAUCGGGCAAUCCAAAGCCCACAAUCUUCUGGACAAUCAAGAACAACAGCACGCUGAUUUUUCCCGGUGCACCGCCUCUCGAUCGCUUUCACAGUCUGAACACUGAGGAGGGGCAUUCGAUAUUGACGUUGACGCGCUUUCAACGCACCGACAAGGAUCUGGUGAUCGUUUGCAAUGCCAUGAACGAGGUGGCUAGCAUCACGUCCCGGGUGCAGCUGACGCUUGACUCCCAGGAGGAUCGACCGCCACCAAUAAUCAUCGCUGGACCCGUGAAUCAAACGCUGCCCGUCAAGUCGCUGGCCACGCUUCAGUGCAAGGCAAUUGGCUUGCCCAAUCCAACGAUUUCGUGGUAUCGCGAUGGCAUCCCCGUGCAUCCCAGUGCCAAGCUGAAUAUCACAACUGCCGGAGAUCUGAUCAUAUCUGAUCUGGAUCGUCAGCAGGAUCAGGGUCUGUACACGUGCGUGGCCAGCUCGCGGGCUGGCAAGUCCACCUGGAGCGGCUUCCUACGCAUUGAGUUGCCCACCAAUCCGAACAUCAAGUUCUAUCGCGCACCCGAGCAAAGCAAAUGCCCCACGGCACCCGGACAGCCCACGGUGCUGAAUGCCACAGCCUCGGCCAUGACAAUUGUGUGGCCCACGAGCGACAAGCUGGGCGCCUCGCCCUUUCACGGCUACAGCGUGGAGAUGUACUGCACGAACAAGAGCAAAACCUGGAUACCUAUUGCCAGCAGGCUGAGCGAGCCCAUUGUCACGGUGGAGCGACUGGAAGCAGGCGCCGCCUAUAUGUUCAUAGUGCGCGCAGAGAAUGCUUUGGGCUUCUCGCCCCCAUCGCCCAUCUCGGAGCCAAUUACAGCUGGACAGCUUGUCGGCGCCAGCUCCUCGGGCUCGGCCAGCUCGCAGCUGAUGCUCAGCGAUGUGGAGACGCUGCUGCAAGCGAACGACAUAGUCGAGCUGCUCGAGGCCAAUGCCAGCGACUCGACUUCGAUUCGCUUGGCCUGGGAUAUAGACAGCGGGCAAUAUAUCGAGGGCUACUAUUUGUAUGCCAGAGAGCUGCGCUCCUCGGAGUACAAGAUGUUGACGCUGCUCAACAAGGGGCAGGGCUUGAGCUCGUGCACGGUGCCCGGUCUGGCGAAGGCUUCUACGUAUGAGUUUUUUCUUGUGCCAUUUUACAAGAGCGUCGUAGGCAAGCCCUCCAACUCGAGGCAAGCUCGCACCCUGGAAGAUGUGCCCGAGGCGCCGCCAUUCGGCAUGGAGGCCAUCCAAUUCAAUCGCACCUCCGUCUUCCUGAAAUGGCUUGCGCCACAGCCGAAUCGCACACGCAAUGGCAUUCUCACCAGCUACAAUGUGCUCGUGAAAGGUCUGGACGUGCACAAUACGACGCGUAUAUUCAAAAAUAUGACCAUCGAUGCGGCGACCCCAACUCUGCUGCUGGCCAACCUCACCACGGGCGUCACCUACUACAUAGCCGUAGCGGCGGCCACACGCGUGGGCGUUGGGCCCUUCAGCAAGCCCGCUGUGUUGCGCAUCGAUGCGAGGACCCAAUCGCUGGACACCGGCUAUACGCGCUAUCCCAUCAGUCGUGAUAUAGCCGAUGACUUUUUAACGCAGACCUGGUUUAUCGUCCUGCUGGGCUCCAUCAUAGCCAUAAUUGUGUUUCUAUUGGGCGCAUUGGUUCUAUUCAAACGCUAUCAAUUUAUCAAGCAGACCUCGCUGGGCAGCUUACAUGGUAAUCACGCAAUCGGCACCGUGCGAAAGUUUCCAACGCUUCCGAUGAAUGGCGCUGGAGCUGGAGUUGGUGGUGGCGGUGGUGGUGGCAGCUGUGUUGGCGUUGGUGGUGCUGGUGGCAAUUCAGCUGGCUCCAAUGGCCUGUGGAUCGAUCCCAGCGGCGGCGUUUGGCGACAGGCAGGACCCAGCUCAACGACAAAGGACCAACUUCCGGGCUAUGCCCAGGCCACAGCACAACAAGGCGGACAACCGAGACAACAACAAGGACAGGGACAAUCAAAUACACAACAGCCACUGCCUGAUUAUGAGAGGCUAUCGCCAUUGAAUAUGCCGGACUAUGCGGAAGUGGCCUGCUCGACAUUCAAAAGCCCCCACAACAAUGCAGCCCAGACUUCCGUGGGAUCAUCAUUGUAUGAUAGCUGCGGUGCGUAUGCGACAACGAAUGUGGUGGCCAAUGUGAAGCUCUAUCAGAAUCGCUAUGCCGCCAAGCCGGGCAACAACAACAAUGGCUGCAACACUGAUUACCAGGCGGCGGGCAUGUACUCGGCACCGGCGAGCGCGCAUUAUGGCUGCCUCGAGCCGAAUCCAAUGACCGUUUCAACAGCCUCGACGGCUUUGAUCAGCAACUCGCCGGCGAAGCUGAAAAAGAUCAACAUAACCGAGAACAAGUUGGAGCAAAUGCAAAAGAACGAGACGAACUCAAAGACCCAGGAGCGCACGAAUCCAUUCAAUCAGCAGCAGCAGCUGCUGCUGGCGAGCAACGCCCUGAAGCAGGGCUUGGGCGCCUAUGCGAACACCACGCUGGCCGCUCAGAUGGCCAGCGGCGGCGGAGCUGGCACUCUGAGACGGCAGCGACAGCCCAAGACGCUCUUCAAGAGCGAGAACAAUAUACUGGGCAAAUCGGCUAGGCAGCCAAACAAUGUGGAUUAUCUGACGGGCGGACCACCAGCAGCGGCAUCGGCAUCGGCGUCGGCAUCGUCUGCUGCUGGAGCUGAUCAACUGGAUGCAGAUUUCUCGGCUCUGUGCAAUUCGACGAAUCAGCUGCUCAAUGAUUGGACUUCCAAUGAUUUUCAUCAUUUCGGCAGCAAGCAGCCCAACAAGCAGCAUCUGUACGUCAAGGCAAAGGAUGGCACCUGGUCGGCUGUUAGCUCCGAUGCCUAUCAGACCUUCAAGCAGCAGCAGCAGCAGCAGCAGCAAUUCCAAGCCGGCACAGGUGACAACAAGCUGCCCCUGCUGAUAGCUAAUCCCGCCCAUAGCUCGAACAGCCUAGCGUCUGAUAGCAAAUUCCUGAGUAGCUUCGGCACCAGCGCUAACGUCUAA
This is a messenger RNA of Drosophila hydei, 4125 nucleotides long. Its product is annotated as roundabout homolog 2. The record is from RefSeq and is a predicted model, not a curated record. Gene Ontology annotation, biological process: cell-cell adhesion; axon guidance. The transcript is spliced from 12 exons. Gene Ontology annotation, molecular function: protein binding. Lineage: Eukaryota; Metazoa; Arthropoda; Insecta; Diptera; Drosophilidae. Bases 34 to 4125 code for a protein of 1363 amino acids. Gene Ontology annotation, cellular component: plasma membrane; axon.